AUGGUGAGUUUUUCCAUGUGCCCCAUUCAACUGCGGCUCGUUUCACCGCUUUUGCUGUUGCUGCUGCUGCCGCCGCCUCCCUCCAGUGGAGCGGAGCCGCAACCGAUGCACCAGGAACGCAGCGCGGAGCUCGAAGCUAUACGCAGCGCCAUCCUGGGAAGGCUUGGGCUGUCCGCGCCUCCCAACGUCCAUCCCCGCCUACUCAGUGCCACGGAGGUCCGGAGGCUGCAGCGCCGCUAUGAAGAAGCACUGGCCCAGCUGAGGACCAACCGGAGCCUGGAGGAGACAGACCUACACCGUAGUUCGGGUCCCAGUAUUCCUAGGGUCCAGAUCCUGGCGCCCAAAGUGGAGCUCAGCCGAGACGCUUCCAACCUGCGCUUCCACCUGCUGCUGGACCGGGAGGCGCUGCCUGCGGAGAUGCCAGAGAAGCCGCGACUGAUGAGCGCCCAGCUGUGGUUGUUUCUGCAGCCACCUUCCCCGCCCCCUCGGAAUGAGGGGGCCACCUCCCCUGUAGAAGCUGAAGUAAAAAGCCUGAGGUUCGACCUGACGCGGCCGCUGCAGCGCUGGCUCAGGCUCAGGCCAGGUGGAACCACUGCGCCCCAGCUGCGGCUGCCCCUGGCUCUGCCUCCCAGCAUGGCCCAGGAGCUGCUCCAACAGCCCCGGGAACCGCGCGCCAGCCUGCGCCUCAAGUUCCAGGCCCCCGCGGGCAGGAAGAGUCGCAGGGUGCGGGCGCUGGAGCCAGAUAACGACUGCAAAGAGAGCAGCGGGAGCCGCUGCUGCGCUCGCUCGCAGCGCGUGUCCUUCCACGAGCUUGGCUGGUCAGACUGGAUACUGGCGCCUCGGGAAUACGAGAUGCGCUUUUGCGAAGGCUCCUGCCCGCACAACUACCGGCCCGCAAGCAUGCACGCACAGCUCAAGGCCCGCCUACACAGCGUGGCCCCAGCCGUUGUGGGCCCACCCUGCUGCGCGCCCUCUGCCUAUGAGCCCAUAGUACUAAUGCACUAUGGCAGUGAUGGGCAGGUGACGCUCACGCCCUUUGAAGAUCUGGUCCCCACAACUUGCCACUGCGCAUGACCCAACUCGCCUUGGGGGGAGGGGAGGCUCCUACCCGGCAAAGUGGAAGGGACUGGACAUUAGCGGGAUAGGAUGGGCGGACAUCCAGCUUCCUUUCUCCCCAGCCCAAGCAGGCAGCCCAAAGCUGACCUCUACACUGCAAAUGCAGAGUGACUGAAGAACGAGUUCGGGUGGCCACCUGUGGUACCUGCUACAGCUAUGGCCAAAGAGUGGAGCUGAAGGUGGCUGACCAUGGCGUCUAUGUUUCCUGCUUCCCUGGCUUGGGAGAAGCAGCCUUAUUUAUAGUCAUAUUUAUCGUUAACUUAUUGGGGCUGAAGGGAUGGGGAGGGGGAUUUGUACAACUCUUGUUGCUUGGCUUUUAUUUAUAAUGGACACUGUUACAGAAUGGAUCCUCUGUUACUUUGAAAAGGGAAUUAAAAUAUUAUGAAAUGAAAAGGCAUUAAAAAUAAAUCCUAAAACUGAAUUUCCUUGAGUUGAAUCUUGAG
Gracilinanus agilis (Agile Gracile Mouse Opossum) is the source of this 1559-nucleotide messenger RNA. RefSeq names its product growth/differentiation factor 15-like. The transcript has 2 exons. Gene Ontology annotation, biological process: SMAD protein signal transduction. Gene Ontology annotation, cellular component: extracellular region. The record is from RefSeq and is a predicted model, not a curated record. Bases 1 to 1074 code for a protein of 357 amino acids. Gene Ontology annotation, molecular function: growth factor activity; cytokine activity. Lineage: Eukaryota; Metazoa; Chordata; Mammalia; Didelphimorphia; Didelphidae.